This is a messenger RNA of Syngnathoides biaculeatus (alligator pipefish), 2330 nucleotides long. It is a transcript of the gene celf3a, whose product is annotated as cugbp, Elav-like family member 3a. The transcript has 14 exons. Lineage: Eukaryota; Metazoa; Chordata; Actinopteri; Syngnathiformes; Syngnathidae. The record is from RefSeq and is a predicted model, not a curated record. Gene Ontology annotation, cellular component: cytoplasm; nucleus; ribonucleoprotein complex. The coding region runs from base 829 to 2178 and encodes 449 amino acids. Gene Ontology annotation, molecular function: mRNA binding. Gene Ontology annotation, biological process: mRNA splice site recognition; regulation of alternative mRNA splicing, via spliceosome.
CAGUUUUUGUAGGGGCAGGCAUUAAAUUAAAACUGACUAAAUAUUUGAAACAAAAAAACAUCGGUGUGAGCAUUAAAAUUUAAUUCGAGGUAUUAGACGGAGGGCCAGGGAGAAGGAGAUUUUUCAAAAGAUCACUUCAAUUAUAUUCUACUGUCAGGUCAUACAGACAGUUUUAACUUGAUUAAAAAGUGUGCUUGAAAAAAAAAGGAAAGUCUCCCUUUAAGACUGUGGAAAUAUUAGUAGGCGAGUGUGAAUUGGGGGUGGGGGGGAGCACGUCUACUGAAAAAAAAUAGAAAAGCAGUUUUAUGUACAUCGCUGAAACAAUAAAUGAUAAUAGUUUGGCGACGAUCCCUGACGCUUGACUGGCUCCGCCCACUAGAAGGUUGGAGGGAGAUGGACAGGGAGGGAGACACCGGUUUACGACGUCAAAGGAGUACACACACUGAACAAACGCUCAAGAGAGUCGCGCAGGAGAACCAACAGACUGCCACUUCCCUGCGGUCAACUGAAGGAAGCAGAAGUAUUCGUGCCAGCAUAUUCAAGGUGCAACAUUUUAUUUUGGUCUUACAUUUCACUCACAAGGGAAGGAAAAGACAUUUCGGGAGCAUCUCGUAAAGGAGGGAAAAACCAGCUCGAAAAGGAGGGGGGACUUGCUGAUUCCCGAAUGAAGGGUGGUCUUUAACGUUGUUUAAACUGGUUUAGAAAAAUAUCAACGAGCACUAGUCGUCAAAUGAAUUGAAUCGUUGAGACUGAAGUCCGAGGCGCAAGAUAGGAAGAGGUCCGCUGUUUUCAUCGAUUCUUUGCCAAGAGCAGCACCACAGACUCUCAAUGAAGGAGCCUGAUGCAAUCAAGCUCUUCAUUGGGCAAAUACCCCGAAACCUAGAGGAAAAGGACCUGAAGCCCAUCUUUGAGCAAUUUGGCAAGAUUUACGAGCUGACGGUGAUAAAAGACAAAUACACAGGGAUGCACAAAGGAUGCGCCUUCCUGACGUACUGCGCACGUGAGUCAGCCCUCAAAGCCCAGAAUGCACUGCACGAGCAGAAGACACUGCCAGGGAUGAACCGUCCUAUCCAGGUGAAGCCAGCAGACAGUGAAAGCAGAGGGGACAGGAAGCUGUUUGUGGGCAUGCUGGGAAAGCAGCAGACUGACCCUGACGUGAGAAAGAUGUUUGAACCCUUUGGCAGCAUCGAAGAGUGCACAGUGCUCCGUGGGCCCGACGGUACCAGCAAAGGGUGUGCAUUUGUAAAGUUCCAGAACAAUGUCGAGGCCCAGGCUGCUAUCAAUGCUCUGCAUGGGAGUCGUACUCUACCAGGAGCGUCAUCCAGUCUGGUCGUUAAGUUUGCCGAUUCGGAGAAGGAGCGGGGGCUUCGACGAAUGCAGCAGGUGGCAUCUCAGCUGGGAGUCAUCAGUCCCAUGACCCUGCACCUCGGAGCCUAUAACGCCUACACGCAAGCUUUAAUGCAGCAGCAGGCCCUGGUAGCCCAGUCAGCCUACCUCUCUCCUGUUGCCACGGUGGCGGCCGUUCAGAUGCAACAGCUGGCUGCCCUCAACCCCAGCAGCAUCAUCGCCACGCCAAUCGCGUCCAUCACCCCCUCCUCAGGUACCAGCACUCCACCCUCCAUCACUGCCACACCUGUUCCUCCUCUGCCUCCACCAAUUGCAGUGAGCACCUACCCCUCUGUGGCAGCACCACCCAACGGCCAAUCAGCAACUGAGACCCUGUACACCAACGGGGUCCAUGCCUAUCAAGCUCAGAGUCCUGUGCUGGACCCCCUGCAGCAAGCUUACACAGGCAUGCAGCACUACACAGCCACCUAUCCUGCUGCCUACAGCCUGGUGGGGCAGCCGUUCACCCACCAGCCUACUUUGGUAGCUCAGCAACCACAGCAGCUACAACAACGCGAAGGUCCUGAGGGUUGCAAUAUCUUCAUCUACCACCUGCCACAAGAGUUCACGGACUCGGAGAUCCUGCAGAUGUUUUUGCCCUUUGGAAAUGUCAUCUCAGCCAAGGUCUUUGUUGACCGCGCCACGAACCAAAGCAAAUGCUUCGGUUUUGUGAGUUUUGACAACCCAUCCAGUGCUCAGACUGCCAUCCAGGCUAUGAAUGGGUUCCAAAUAGGCAUGAAGAGACUGAAAGUGCAGCUGAAGAGGCCCAAGGAUGCCAACAGACCUUACUGAAGGAGGACAAUUUAGGAGUUCAAUCAAGAAAACCACCUCGGGAUGUCCCAGCCUUGUUUGGUUGUUUUACCAGCCAUAAUAGCACAUAGGAGCAACACAACACACACACACACACACACACACACACACACACACACACACACAAACAAACA